Messenger RNA from Pseudomassariella vexata, 4332 nucleotides. RefSeq names its product ABC transporter. The coding region runs from base 1 to 4332 and encodes 1443 amino acids. Gene Ontology annotation, biological process: transmembrane transport. NCBI's taxonomy places the organism in Eukaryota, Fungi, Ascomycota, Sordariomycetes, Amphisphaeriales, Pseudomassariaceae. Gene Ontology annotation, molecular function: ABC-type peptide transporter activity; ATP binding; ATP hydrolysis activity. The transcript is spliced from 2 exons. Gene Ontology annotation, cellular component: membrane; fungal-type vacuole. The record is from RefSeq and is a predicted model, not a curated record.
AUGGACACCAUUUCUCCGUUGCCCACAAGUCCCCAGGGGGCACAGUGGUGCAGGCGCUUCGCCCACGAGGGAGCAUGGCAGAACCGCCGACACACGAAGACAUGGACCACCUCGACUUUUGCUCUCCUAUUUCUCUCGAUAGCUGGAUUGGUGUUGACUGUCCCCUCCAUCGUCGCUUUCCCUGAGACCUUGUGGCGAUGGCUCGAGUUGGUACCAUGGAUUGUUUCAACGCUUCUAACGCUGAUCGAGCGACCUCGCACGACCUCGCAGACCUUGCUGGCUAUUUUCUGCGCUACUUUCAUCGGCGGUAUUUUCUCGAUGGCCACCGUCUAUACCACUCUCGAUCAUAUAAGCAUACUCCGCAUCGGUGGAGCUUGUGUCGCUCUUAGCGCUAUACUUGUUAUCCUCUCAAUGCCCAUGAGAGAUCCCACUUGGGAUGCUACUGGCAUCGCAGGGCGCCAUGAUGGGGCGACAGUUCAGCUGCGUAGUCCCGAGGACAACCUGACGCUCUGGCAAUUCCUGACGGUGUCGUGGCUCGCGCCACUGAUCAGGCUGGGAUCCCGGAAGCAGCUGAAUGAUGAGGAUGUUUGGUUGCUCCCGUACGAAUUCCAGCACACUAGGCUGCACAUGAUGUUCCGGGAACUCAAGGGUUCCAUAAUCAAGAGACUGUUGCUAGCCAAUGGCUUGGAUCUGAUCAUCAUCACCGUUCUGGGGGUUAUGGAGUCUGCAGCAACUCUAGCAAGCCCAGUCCUUCUACAGCGUUUGUUAGUAGCCAUCGAGGAUAUGGGAGAGAACCCCGAGCGCCGGGCAGAUGCUGUCGGAUUCGCCGUAGCUAUCCUAGUUUUGCGGCUUUUCGCCUGCCAAUCCUCUGUGUUAUCGUUGUGGUUCAGUCGCCGGUCCUACGAACGAUCCCGCGGCGAGAUGAUAACAACAAUCUACGCUAAAACGUUGACUAGGAAGUACCAGAGCUUCCAGCCCACAGAGAAGGACACUUCGCAUGUGAAUGGGAAUGUGUUGGAUGGCGAUGAACCGGAGAAGGGCCGCUUCGCUUGGCUCAUGACGCGGCUAAGGCUACGACGAGGGGGGUCAAAGAAGAAAAUUGCCCCAGCAAAACCCCCCGCGACAAUGGGCAAGAUCCUCAACCUGAUGAGAAACGACUGUUAUGAGGUUGCCCAGCGGUUUUGGGAUUUCCCCAGUCUUAUUACCAAACCACUGCAAUUCGUACUGUCGCUGGUGCUCGUAUGGUUGCUCCUUGGCUGGCCUUGUUUGCUGGGAGUGGCCUGGGUCGUCAUUGUUCAAUUGCUCAAUGCAACAUUCGUUCGUCAACUUAUCACACGCGAACGUCUACGAAGAGCUGCGACGGAUGCACGGCUACAAGCCACUUCGCAAUUCGUGGAGGCGAUCCGUCAUCUUCGGUGGUAUGACUGGCAGUCCAAGUGGCAGGAGAAGAUAAUGAAGGAGCGAGAUCAUGAGCUUCACUUGAAGAUCAUUACUGGGCUCUGGACUAUCGGUAUCGCGACGAUCAACGUUUCCGCUGGAGCCCUUUUCCCAAUCGCCAGUUUCUUCGCCUACACAUAUAUCGCUGGCAAUCGCUUGCCAGUCAACAUCAUCUUCCCGGCCCUUCAACUUUUCACCAUGCUGGAGAUGAGCUUGCAGGAACUCCCCGACCUUAUUACCAUGCUCCUCAAUGCCUCGGUGGCGGUGGGGCGUCUCGAGACUUUCAUGAAUGAGCCGGACAAAGAUGAAGGGUUCCAGGACAACGCAGCCUCUGAUAUCGUGUUCCGCGGUGCGUCUUUGGCUUGGCCUGGGACCAAUAAUCUCGUUCUGCACAACCUGAACCUAGACUUCUCAACUGGAUUAACCGUUAUCUGUGGUAAGGUAGGCUCAGGCAAGACCGCUCUCCUGCAAGCCAUUCUCGGCGAACUUGACAUGCAGACUGGCGAAUGCAGUAUCCCCGAUGAAAUGGUUGGAUUUUGCGCCCAGGCUCCGUGGUUGCAGCAUAUGAAUAUUCGAGAGAACAUUCUCUUCUGUGCGCCUUACGACCCCGUUAGAUACAAGCAGGUUCUGGAUGCUUGUGCUUUAACUCCAGACCUGGCCAACUUCAAACACGGCGAUCUUUCCAACAUUGGAGAAAAUGGUAUCGGCCUCUCUGGGGGACAGAAGGCACGAGUUGCCCUGGCCCGUGCUAUUUAUAGCCGAUCUCGAGUCCUGCUUCUUGACGACCCUCUCGCGCCCCUGGACCAUAAUACAGCGGAAAGUAUCGUCAAGAAAUUACUCGCCGGGCCGCUAGUUGACGGGCGGAUUGUGGUGCUUGUCACGCAUCGCGUCGAUCUCGUCACCCACAUGGCAGACAAGGUGAUUGAAAUCGACGGAGGACGAGCACGAGAGUUGGAUGCGGAUGACAUUCCCCAGAAGAUCACCAAUAUCCCUUCCAAGGCAAAUGGCCAUGCUGAAAAAGAGAACACCACCGAUGCUACCGAGGAGCAGGAGGGGGAUGCCAUUCCCGACAAAUUUAUUGAAGACGAAAAGCGGGUGUCAGGGGGUGUCGUGGCCUCAGUUUAUUGGGUCUACAUCAAAGCGGGUAAGCUAAGAUGGUGGUCCUUCUUGGUCGCCGUGUUUGCCUUGACGCGUUUUGGUCGUAUUUUCAACUCGUGGUUUCUCAAGGCCUGGGGUGAGGCCUACGGAUCGCCUGCACCUGCUGGCACCCAAGCCAAUACGUCUCCUUCUUCAUCAUUAUAUGUAAUGAUGUCCGAAUUGAGUGGUACUGUUGUGGCAUUAAACCUGCCCGCCGGAUCCAGUGGCUCCUUCGCAUCUGGUUUAUUCAACAGACUGCCUAACCCGGAUGACGAUGUUGGGCCCUGGCUGAUAUGGUAUUUGGGCAUUGCCCUUGUCAUGACGCUGCUCGUUGCCGUGGCACAGGGCUCGAUGCUUCUGAUUCUCUACACCGCGUCGAAGAAUAUGUUCGUCAGGGUUAUCCGCAAGGUCAGCAAUGCAAACUUCCGAUUCUACGAUGUCACCCCUGUUGGUCGUUUGAUGAAUCGCCUGACAAGCGACAUUGGUAUGCUCGACGGUGGCAUCAUUGGACCUCUGAAGAACAUGGCCUUGUAUGCCCUCAUCUGGCUCAGCAGCAUGGUGAUCAUCGCCCUGACUACUCCCGUCUUCUUCAUAUUCGCCCUUGCUAUGACAUGCGGAUUCGUCUACAUCUUCAGACAAUUCUUGCCCACCUCGCAAAGUCUUCGGCGGCUGGAGAUGGUGUCUUUGAGUCCGCUCAUGUCCAAUUUUGGCAUUCUUCUAGAAGGCCUUGCAACCAUCCGUGCUUUCAAGGCACAACCACACUUUCAGGACAGGAACAUCGUCGUAACAGACGCCUUUCAAAAGAUGGAUCACUUCUACUGGAGCCUCCAAUCGUGGUUGAUGUACCGCUUUGACGCACUCUCUGCAUUCUCGACUUUCAUUUUGACCAUCAUCGCCUUGUACAGGGAAUUCUCCCCUGGACUGACUGCUUUCGUCUUGGUCACGGCAUCGCAGUUUGUCGAAGCCACUCAUAGUCUAUGCAGGGUAUACGGUGAAUUGCAGAUGGACUUCGUUUCCGUUGAGCGAGUGGUGGAAUUGUUGGAUAUCGAGGAGGAACCCAGCGGUGACGUUGAGCCGCCAGCCUCGUGGCCUGCAUAUGGAGACGACAUCAGGUUCGACUCGGUCACAAUGAGAUACGCACCACACCUCGAUCCCUCGCUGUCCGACAUAACUUUCACCAUCCCUGGUGGCGCCACAUGUGCUGUUCUAGGAAGAACCGGUUCGGGCAAGUCAACGCUUGCUCUUGCCUUGCUCGCCACACUGCAACCUGAAAAGGGCACCAUCAGCGUUGGAGCUAUGGACAUAUCCAAGGUGAAUGUGCACACAUGGCGGCAGCGCAUCAGCUUUGUAGCCCAAGACCCCGUGUUGUUUCCCGGCACCCUCCGCCAAAACCUCGACCCGCUGGAAGAGCACACCGACGAUGAGUGCACUGCUGUGUUGCACCGUACCCUCGGCCCCGGAUGGAGCUUGACGUCCCAUGUUGAUGGUGGAGGGAAGAACCUCAGUCAAGGACAGCGCCAGCUGGUCGGCAUCGGGCGAGCCGUUCUGAGGAGGAGCCCAGUCGUCGUAUUGGACGAAGCGACGGCUUCAAUUGAUAAGAAGACUGCUCUGGCGAUUCAGGAUGUGCUGCGCGAUGAACUGAAAGAAAGCACUGUCAUCACCAUUGCCCAUCGGCUGGAGGCCGUCAAGGAUGCGGAUUACUUUGUGAGGCUGGAUGCUGGUAGAGUGGUCGAGUGUGGACCUGCUGCGACGGGGUGA